AUGUAUGCAAAGAAAAUACCUUCUGAUUGUUAUAACGAAGGAAUCCGAUGCAUUCUAAAACAAAUCCGAAAAUACACAAAGCCAGAGAGCCUGUGGCAUUGGUUAACAGAUGCAAAAUGCACUGUCCAAUUGGACGAAAAAGGACGAAUCACAUAUUUUUGUUCCGAAGAUGGGACCGUCGUUCGUGAAUCUGAUCAUAAGAAAAAUGAAAAGAGAUUUAAGCAGGAGUUAUUAGGUCCACAUUCAGAGAUUAUUCCAGAAAACGCGAAGAGAUCAGCUAUAAAACGCUACAGUAAACCACCAGAAAACGUCCAUUAUUGGAAAUCUGAACCACAUUUUGAGCAUUCGUACUUUGAACAUCAGAAUGCACCGUUGGAUGGGAGAAUCAAUUAUGAUGAGCUAGACGUGAAACCAGUGAUAUUCGGAAAUCGAUGCCUCCAGAAUUCAAUUGAUGCGAAACGGAUGAAAAUUGAAAAACCGGAGGACCCUUUUGCCGAUUUUUCAACUGAUUUUUCCGCCACGUCUUCUAGAAAUAUCCAGGCUCGAGAAGCUCUCAAAGAAUCGAAAAUCAGUGUUCUAUUACUGGCAAAUCACAUUGAAACCACUGCUUUAUACUUUGAAUACAAAAAUCUGGAAAUUCAAGCCUCGCGAGCCGUCGAAAAAAUCAAAGAAUCCGGACGAGAAAUGGCUCUGAGUCUCAGAGAAUUCGAUAAUUUCAUUGAGGCAAUGUUCACAAGUAUUAAAAGAGCCAGAAUUCCAAGAACAGAAAGCAAUCUGCAGUUGAAAACUGUGUUCAAACAUAUAAAACUAUCUUUAAUCCGCCCAUUUGGACCAGAAGUCACUGGCGAAGCGCUGAAAAUAGUGGAUAAGGAGAUCGAAGAGCUGGGAGAGAGCCAGGAUGAAGUGGAGGUUCCAUCUGAGGUGAUUCGCGUUAAUUUGGAUUAUUUGUUGAGAUCAAGCACGGGAUUCUGGACUGAAUUAUAA
Messenger RNA from Caenorhabditis briggsae, 984 nucleotides. Bases 1 to 984 code for a protein of 327 amino acids. The record is from RefSeq and is a predicted model, not a curated record. The transcript has 5 exons. NCBI's taxonomy places the organism in Eukaryota, Metazoa, Nematoda, Chromadorea, Rhabditida, Rhabditidae.